Messenger RNA from Diachasma alloeum, 1144 nucleotides. Its product is annotated as mitochondrial mRNA pseudouridine synthase Trub2. Bases 76 to 1080 code for a protein of 334 amino acids. The record is from RefSeq and is a predicted model, not a curated record. The transcript is spliced from 4 exons. Lineage: Eukaryota; Metazoa; Arthropoda; Insecta; Hymenoptera; Braconidae. Gene Ontology annotation, molecular function: pseudouridine synthase activity; RNA binding. Gene Ontology annotation, biological process: RNA processing; pseudouridine synthesis.
UAUGAUCUCGGGACGGACCCCUGGAUAUCUGGAUGCAUCCAGAUCCAGAUUGAGGUUAUAAUAAUACAGUCAAGCAUGUCGGCGCUGCAGAAAAUAUCAAAAUCAUUGAUAAAAUAUACAAGAAAUGCUGAAGAAAUUUAUCGAAAUUUGAAUGGAGUGUUCGCCAUUUAUAAACCUGCGGGAAAUAAUCUCGCUCAGGUCAGAUUGGCACUGUUGACUCACAUCUGUAGAGACCUGAAUGGCCUGGAUGUCCGACCCCCCGAGAACUACGUCCACAUAGACGGUGACACUACCAAGCAAAUGACCGUACGAGUGGAGCCCAGCUACGCAGAUCACCCUCUGGUCGUCGGGCCACGUUAUCAACCCGACGACUUCAAGCUGUCGUGGGCCCACAGAAUGUCCCCUGAUAUGUCAGGAAUAAUGCUGAUAGGAGUGAACGGAGGUACACGAAUGGUCCAUAAAAUCAAAGAAUCCAAUGCUACGAGGUUCUUCAAAGUGAAAGGGGUGCUGGGACAAGCCACAGACAAUUACUUCAUAACUGGUAGAAUACGCGAAAGAACUACGUGGAAACAUGUUAAGAGAACACACAUUGACAGAAUGUGUGCAUCGAUGCAAUCUUCUCAUCAAAAGAGAAUGUUCGAAGCAUGUGGGCUGGAUAUACAAUCACAAGCUGCAUAUGAACUCGCAGUGCAAGGACCAAUCAGACCUGCAGAAAAUCGACUCCCCGCGUUAUAUGCUAUGAAAUGCGUUGACUUUAAGCCACCAGAAUUUACGCUAGAAAUUGUCUGCAUCAACGAAGACGAUUUAUUCCUGAAAAGUCUCGUCCACAACAUGGGCAUGCACCUGCGAUCUACAGCGACCUGCAGCCAAAUUCAGUGUUUUCAGUACGGAGUCUUUGGAAUCGAAGAUGGCCUAUUGAAACGAGAAUGGGACUUGGAGAACAUUGCAAAAAAUAUGCACGCGUGUCGAAAGAUUUUAGGAAAACACAAAUAUCUCUUCAAACAAGAGGACCCAAUACUGCGAGAGUAUUUAUAUGGAGAGAAACUCCCCCCUAAUGACGAUGUCAAUCUCACCCGAUAAUUAUUAUAUAAAAUAAUAGAAGUAAUAAUAAUAAUAAAUUUGUAAAUUUGAAAUUAUAUCCUCA